This is a messenger RNA of Penicillium verrucosum, 525 nucleotides long. Its product is annotated as GNAT family N-acetyltransferase. The record is from RefSeq and is a predicted model, not a curated record. Gene Ontology annotation, molecular function: acyltransferase activity, transferring groups other than amino-acyl groups. NCBI's taxonomy places the organism in Eukaryota, Fungi, Ascomycota, Eurotiomycetes, Eurotiales, Aspergillaceae. The transcript has a single exon. The coding region runs from base 1 to 525 and encodes 174 amino acids.
AUGAAAAUCCAAAUAGAGCCAGCACAAUUCCCCGAAGACGCCGAUUCCAUCCUGUCAUUAUUUUCUGGCUAUGCCGCAUCCCUCGGCAUCGACCUCACCUUUCAAUCUUUCCAAGAGGAACUUGACUCUCUUCCUGGGAAAUAUGCCCCAUCACAAGGGGGAUCUCUCUUAAUCGCACGAGCAGACACCGGUGCAAAUAACAUGAACGGACUAGUCGACUCAAUAUCUUCCCGGUUUCCCUUUGCCCUCGGAUGUGUGGCACUCCGGCGCAGCUCCGAUGAUUGGUGCGAGAUGAAGCGUCUGUAUGUUCUCAAUGAAGUUCGUGGAGAACGACUGGGUGAAAAACUCGUCGAAGCGAUCCUCGCGCAAGCAAAAGAAUUGGGCUACCGCGGGAUGCGCCUAGACACACUGCCUGAAAUGACAGUGGCACAACGGUUAUAUCGGAAAUACGGAUUUGUGGAUAUUCCACCGUAUUAUGAUACUCCAAUCCAAAGAACGGUGUUCAUGGGGUGUGAGUUUUUAUGA